Molecule: messenger RNA, 818 nt
Organism: Penaeus vannamei (Pacific white shrimp)
Lineage: Eukaryota; Metazoa; Arthropoda; Malacostraca; Decapoda; Penaeidae
Source: RefSeq, a predicted model, not a curated record
AAUUCUUGACAGAUUUACACGCCGUCACUUACUUCACGAACGAGGCCUUCGAGGGGGACGAGGACACGGAGGAACCCGUCUUCCAGCGGGGACAGGACCAGCCCCCCGACCUCCCGGGCACCGACAGCGAGGACUCGGAUGGCGGAGCUGUUAGCUUUCCCAGUUUCAAAAAGAAGAAAUCCCCUACUCACUUCACCUUCUCUGCUGACGUCCACGAUCUUGACGUCAGCGGGGAAACUGCUCUCUGAUUACUUCAAUCAAAUGACUUCAGUGCUUCUAGCUGACGCCUGGAAAUUGCGAUUCCUGCCGCCGUUGCCUGUGGUUCUUGUCGCCAGCUGCCCUUUUUAAAGAACCUUCUGUGACUCAGCUCUUUGGUUCUCGCCUACAUGUUUUUUUCUCUAAUGACCCUAUGUGGCCAGUCCCUCUGCCUUUUUUUAACAACUCUAUGUGACCAGUUCUUAACCUGUCUUUUUAAACAACCCUAUUUGGCCAGUCCUGCAUCUGCCUGUUUAUGAGACACCCAUACGUGGCCAGUCCCGCAUGUCUCUUUUAACAACCAAAUGUGGUCAGUCCUUCAUCAGACUCUUUUUAACAACCAUACGUGGCUCAGCCCUCUAGUUCUUGCCGUAAUCUGUUUUUAUUUAUCUAUUUUUUAACAACCAAAUGUGGCUCUGUAAUUUGGUUCUUGCUGUCAGCCGCUGUCAGCUUUUGGUCAGAUCCUCUUAGUCAAAUUAUCACUUUCGGUUCGAUUUCUCUCUCUCUCUCUCUCUCUCUCUCUCUCUUCUCUCUCUCUCUCUCUCUCUCUCUCUCUCUCUCUC